This is a messenger RNA of Phragmites australis (common reed), 2172 nucleotides long. Its product is annotated as zinc finger BED domain-containing protein RICESLEEPER 3-like. NCBI's taxonomy places the organism in Eukaryota, Viridiplantae, Streptophyta, Magnoliopsida, Poales, Poaceae. The record is from RefSeq and is a predicted model, not a curated record. The transcript is spliced from 6 exons. The coding region runs from base 1 to 2172 and encodes 723 amino acids. Gene Ontology annotation, molecular function: DNA binding; protein dimerization activity.
AUGGAGCAGAUCGACUCCGUCAUGGCUUCGCCCUCCUCGCCGUUGAGCUCCGACGGCGACGACGCAAGGAACGCUAGCAAGGACCUGCCACCACCUGCUCCAACCGACACAACACUCGACGAGGCGACCGCUGUUGUACCCCUCGAUGCGCAAGGUGCUGCACCUGCACCUGUCAUCAUGCGCAAGGUGCUUCGAAAUCCGGCUGGGAAAGGUGCCAUCGUGAGGAAGAAAAGCCGCCUUGCGAUUGCAGGAGCCCCAAGUUCCCCAGAAGCUACCUCCUCCGACGUGCAUUUGUUGAAAUCCAUGGGAUUCACCAUGUCAAGUCCAUGUACUGAGAGUAGCAGCCAACAAGAAUCACAUUCUGUUAAUGACUCAGAGCCAAUACAAAUUGAUGAUGAUGAUAAUGAGAAUGUGGCUGAAGAUGUGAACUUUGGCACAAAGAGAAAGCUUACUUCUGUUGUUUGGAAGGAGUUCAAGAAGGUGAAAGUCUUGGGUGAAAUUAAAGCUCAAUGCCUUCAUUGCCACAAGCAGCUUGGAGGAAAAAGCAGGAAUGGAACGAAGCAUCUUCAUGAUCAUUUGAAGAUAUGUACAUUGAGAAGAAUCAAACUGAAGGGAGAGAACAAGACACUAGCACAGUCAGCUUUGCGGUUUAAUUCUCAAGAGGGAGGGAAAAUAUCUGUGGAAAAUUACACAUUUAAUCCAGAACUAGCUAGAAAAGAGCUUGCUGCCAUGAUUAUACUACAUGAGUAUCCUUUAUGUAUUGUUGACCAUACCGGCUUUUGGAGGUUCAUAUAUGUUCCUGCUCCACAUACAACUGAAGUUAUUUGUGAGGAGUUGUAUGAAGCUUUGGUUGAAUGGAAUAUUGAUGAGAAGAUCUCGACGGUGACUCUUGAUAAUUGCACCACAAAUGAUGCGGUAAUUCCUGAACUUGUCAAGAAGAUUGGUAAAACAAAACUCAUGUUGGAGGGGAAACUAUUACAUAUGCGUUGUGCGGCCCACAUUCUUAACUUGAUUGUGAAGGAUGGUUUAGAGGUGAUACAACCUGCAAUUGCAAAAGUUCAUGAAAGUGUAGCCUUUUGGACAGCCACACCUAAAAGAGUAGAAAAAUUUGAAGAAAUUGCUAAGUAUGUCAAAGUCCCAAUUGAACACAAGUUAGGUCUUGAUUGCAAAACUCGGUGGAAUUCUACAUACAAGAUGCUUAGUAUUGCUUUACCUUAUGUGGUGGUUUUUAACCAUGUAACACGUGUUGAGAAACUAUAUGAUUGUGCUCCAAGUAAGGAAGAAUGGACUUUUGCUAGAGAGGUGGUUGAGAGGCUCAAGAUGUUCAAUGACAUAACUGCUGUGUUUUUUGGAACUAAUUAUGUCACUGCCAAUAAUCAGCUCCUUAAAAUUUGUGAGGCCAAAAUGCAAAUUAGGCAAUGGGCUGCUUGUGCAAAUCCUAUUAUAGAAAAAAUGUCAAGUAAGAUGAUUGAUAAAUUUGAUAAAUAUUGGAAGGACAUUAAAGGACCAAGGGGAAUAGCCACUAUUCUUGAUCCUCGAUUUAAGACUGACUAUCUCCUUGGGUUUUUUGAGACCCUAUUAGUUCAGACCAAUGAAGUGUGUAUUGAGAAAGUUAAUGAAGUUAGAGACUCUCUAUGUAAUUUGAUGAAGGAGUACCAAGUAGAAGAGGAUGAGGAUAACACAGAAUCAUCAGCUCCUCCACUUGACAAUUCGAGUUUAUUAUCUACAAUCAGUGCACGUGUUGCAAGUAGAAGACCAACAAUCACAAGAGUCAAAUCUGAACUAGAUAGGUACUUGGAGGAUGAGUUGGUUCCAAUUGCAACAGAGAACUUUCAGAUUCUAGAUUGGUGGAAGGUGGCUGGGACACGUUAUCCUACAUUAAGGAAGAUAGCACGUGACAUAUUUGCUAUUCCAGUCAGCACUGUUGCAUCCAAAUCUGCAUUUAGCACUAGUGGGAGGGUUCUUAGUGAGCACCGUAGCCGCCUCACGCCAGAGAUCUUGGAGGCGCUAAUGUGUUCACAAGAUUGGAUACGCAACAAGUACAGAGAUGAUGAUAAUAAUGAUAAGCCUGAAACCUUUUGGAGUUGCCUUCAAGAGAUCCCAGAAAAGAUGGAGGUGAUGUUCAUGUUUUGUUAUAGUAGCAAAAUCUGUUCUGAGGACAAGAAGUCAUGA